AUGAGGCGCAACCCUGUUUCACUAGAAGAAAUUACAGAAAAAAGUGAUCAGAUUGAGCAAUAUUUACGUAAUAAGCUAAUUGUUUACAAUAAUGCAAAAUCUCAAAAAGCUUUUCUUUACAGUAUAGAUACUGGAAUGCACACAGAAAAUAAAAAAAUAUGUUAUGACAUUAUUUCAAAAUAUUUUGGACCACCAUCGGCAAAUCGUUGGCCUGAUUUCUUAAAAAUACCAGAGUAUCUAACAGGAUUACAACUUGACAUUCCUUACUACCAUUAUGGUUUUGCAAUCGAAGUUCAAGGAAUACAGCAUGAAAAAUAUCAUGAGUUUUUUCAUAGAGGAGACCCUAAGAAAUUUAUCGAACAGCAGGAACGGGAUCAACUUAAGAAAGAACUCUGUAAUGAAAAUCAUAUAGCAGUAAGAUAUGUUUGGUAUUAUGAAAACCCAUUUAAGAAAAUUCCAGAGAUUAUUCAGGAAUUGGGUCUUAUUCCUUAA
Funneliformis geosporum is the source of this 492-nucleotide messenger RNA. The record is from the annotation of a GenBank genome assembly. Lineage: Eukaryota; Fungi; Glomeromycota; Glomeromycetes; Glomerales; Glomeraceae.